ACACGCACGCCUUUUUUACUGGCUUAGUUCCCCAAUUCCCAGUAGUUCCUUAUCAUUGGUGUUCAAAACUGUUCGUCCGAUGGCAUUCUGCUACUUUCGUUGGUAGUGAACGGUACUUCUUCGAGUUCCUGAUAUUUAAAAAUAGUUAAUGCGACAUCAUGAAUUUCCAAGACGUGGUCAUUGUAUCUGCUGUCAGAACUCCUAUAGGGUCCUUUUGCGGAAACUUAUCUUCAUUAAAAGGAUCAGAUUUAGGAAGCAUUGUUAUUAAAGAAUGUCUUACAAGAAUAAAUUUAAAUCCAUCUGAUGUGUCUGAAGUAAUUUUAGGGCAGACAUUAACAGCAGGUCAAGGUCAAAAUCCAGCUAGACAAGCAGCUAUUAAAGCAGAAUUUCCUGUACAUGUUCCAGCUUAUCAAGUCAAUAUGUUAUGUGGUUCUGGACUGAAAGCAAUUGCAAAUGGUUACCUCUCUUUAAAAAGUGGAGAGAGUAAUAUUAUUGUAGCUGGAGGUCAAGAAAGUAUGAGCCAAGCGCAACACACAAUUUAUCUUAGAAAUGGUGUCAAAAUGGGAGAUUGUAAUUUUGUUGAUACAUUAUUAUGCGACGGAUUAGUUGAUGCAUUUACUUCUAUUCAUAUGGGAGUGACAGCUGAAAACGUUGCUAAGGAUUUUGGAAUAACUAGAGAAGAACAAGAUCUUUAUGCGAUAUUAUCUCAACAAAAGGCAGCAGCUGCCAUUUCAGCAGGACAUUUUGAUAAGGAAAUUGUUCCUGUAACAAUAUUGAACAAAAAAGAAUCUAUUCUUAUAUCUAAGGAUGAAUAUCCUAAACCUUCAACUACUAUACAGGAUCUUUCCAAAUUGAAACCAGUUUUUAUUAAGGUUAAUGGAACUGUUACUGCUGGUAAUGCAUCUGGUAUAAAUGAUGGAGCAGCAGCAGUAGUUCUUAUGACAAAGGAAGAAGCGAUCAAAAGAGACAUAAUUCCUUUGGCUCAAAUUGUUGGAAUAGCUGAGAGUGGAGUAGAACCAAAUGUUAUGGGUAUAGGUCCAAUACCAGCAAUUGAAUUACUUUUACAAAAAAUCAAAUGGAGUAAAGAUGAAGUAGAUCUCUACGAAUUGAAUGAGGCAUUUGCUGCACAAUCACUGGCAUGCAUCAGAAAACUUGAUUUAGAUCCUAAUAAAGUUAAUAUCAAUGGUGGUGCUAUUGCUUUAGGUCAUCCUAUUGGAGCCUCUGGAGCUAGAAUUUUAGUAACUUUACUUCAUUCAUUAGAAAGAAUAGGAGGGAAAAAAGGCAUUGCAGCAUUAUGUGUUGGUGGGGGAAUGGGAAUUGCCCUUGCUAUAGAAAGAAAAUAACAUUUUAUGUUCAUUCAUUUUGUUACUUAUUAUUGUGAAAAUACAAAAUUUUAUAUUACGCGGUUUUUAAGAUGUAUGAAGGAAAAAACCUUUUAUUUUUAAAUAUUUUUAUUUUUAAAUACCAUAACUAUUCAUCAACUUUUUGAUUAACAGAUGAUCUAAUUACUUAAUGUUCUUAUAUUUUUAUAUUUGUUUUAUGACAAUAAAAUAUUGACAUAUAGUUAAACAAUUAAUCAUCAACUAUGAAAUUAUAGUAUUUAAAUAACUGUGGAGUAUGAUGAUAGACAACAUAAACUAUGCAUGCAAUUGUGGUAGUCAAUAUUAUUUAAAAUAUAUCAAAUGUAUUGAAUAUAAUUUAAAAAUAUGGUUUGAAAUCUGUACAAUGUACAUUAUCCUGAUUAUAUAAUAUUUUUUAUUAGACAUACACUUGAAAAUGAACUAUAUGCAAACAUUCAAAAAUAUUACAUUAUUAUAUGAAAGAUAAUUAUGGAAAAUCAUAAUAAUUUAUAAGGCACAAGCUUCUUUAUAAAUAACUAAAUUAAGACUUCUCACUAUUUUUGUACUAAUUAGCCAAACAAAUAUUGCUGAGCUGGUGGUUAUUCCAAUCUAAUGAACUAAUUCAGAGUGCCUUCUUUUAGAUAGAUUUAAUAUAAACUUUAUUACGUUUAUAUAUGUAUCAACAAUAAAUAUGUUAAAAAAUAG
Messenger RNA from Vespa mandarinia (Asian giant hornet), 2045 nucleotides. RefSeq names its product Acetyl-CoA acetyltransferase 2 (gene Acat2). The record is from RefSeq and is a predicted model, not a curated record. Gene Ontology annotation, molecular function: acyltransferase activity, transferring groups other than amino-acyl groups. NCBI's taxonomy places the organism in Eukaryota, Metazoa, Arthropoda, Insecta, Hymenoptera, Vespidae.